AUGGAUGUGAUCAGUAGUAAUACUGCAGCGAGGAGAAAUCACAGAAACACAUAUUGGCAAGCUGAAGAAGAUGAGAAAAAAGAGAAAACCUUCUGGCCUCCGAUUUCCCUCACUCAUAGCCGUCCGAUCAACGACGCUCACGCUGCUUCUGUUCCUGUUUUUGAAUUUGAGUCCACCCGCACCACCAACGUUGUUCCGGGAACACCUGAAGCCCUCGAGGAGGACAUAGAAAAGGUUGUCUAUCGGUGUCGCUUCUUGACGCUUCUAGGGGUGUUGGGGUCUUUAAUUGGUUCGUUUCUAUGCUUCGUCAAGGGCAGCACUUGUGUUGUAGAAUCCUACGUGGAAUAUGUUGUAAACCAUGGCAAAGUCAUUUUGCUGCUUGUUGAGGCAAUAGAUGUUUAUCUUCUGGGAACGGUGAUGCUCGUGUUUGGAAUGGGUUUGUAUGAGCUGUUCGUCAGCAAUCUUGGUACUGCGAAGUCUGUAUCAGAAGAAAAAGCUCCCUACAGAUCAAAUCUGUUUGGAUUAUUCACUCUAAAGGAGAGGCCGAAAUGGUUGGAUAUAAAAACAGUGAACGAACUGAAAACAAAGCUUGGACAUGUGAUAGUGAUGCUUCUCCUAAUUGGUUUGUUCGACAAGAGCAAGAAAGCUGCUAUCAACUCUCCUCUGGAUUUGCUCUGCUUCUCCGCUUCCGUUCUCCUUUCCUCCGGUUGCCUGUUUUUGCUGUCUAAGCUCAACGACUAAGUUAUUAUCCUUGAAAUAGAGGUGGUUAAUAUUUUUGCUUUUUUUACUUAUUACGAAUUUAGGCAGCGCUUUCAUCAUGCAAGUAAUGAUGACAAUAUAUACAUACAGUUAAAGAUGCUUGUUUUGUAGUUACUACUAAGUGGUGGAUAUAGAUAUAUAUGUAUGUAUGUAUAUUUCUAACUCAACCGUUCAUGAACAAGAUCAGAGACAUGUUUGCAUUCCU
Molecule: messenger RNA, 964 nt
Organism: Morus notabilis
Lineage: Eukaryota; Viridiplantae; Streptophyta; Magnoliopsida; Rosales; Moraceae
Exons: 6
Coding region: 1-741 (246 amino acids)
Source: RefSeq, a predicted model, not a curated record